CUCGUCACCCACCCACACAACACAAUGUCUGCUAUCCGUGCUGCCUCCAAACACUCCCGUACCAUUUCUGCCUCCCUCCGCGGUACCUCGUCGCAGACCCGCACAUUCUUCUCCCCAUUCCCUGCUGCCAACAAAUCACCUUUGGCCGCUUCAUCGUCGGCGUCACCAGCCACGCAAGCCGACCAACCGUCCACUGUCUACGUCGUCUCGCAGCCUGACGCAUCUGAGCGCCCGUACUCUGUCCCUGCGGGCGCAUAUCCCGUCUCUGCGCCCUUCAGCAACUGAAUCACCUACUCUAAUAUCAACAUUUGGUGAUGAAGCAGGGCCUGGGUGUCAUGUAUGUCAUGACCGGACAACGACGACGAUGAUGACGGGAGGCAUAACAUGAAACCGUUUCCAAUCCAGGAGUUCGGACGGAGACUUCGAUGUUGAGGAUGACUUGGGAGGAUACGCAAUAGACAUCAUGGACUCGGAUAGGGGCUCAAACUAUGCGCUUGGUUUAAUAUUCGGUUGGUUCUCUGUAACAUGCUUGCUUGGGAGUUGUGUAUGAUACGGCGUCGUAUUUGUUCUCAUAUUUUAUUCUUCGUCAGCUCUACUCUGCUGUGUUUCAUUUCGCAAUAUUCGUUGUUUUGGAUCUUUCUGGCGCUCAUGACGGAAUAUGACCUAUGCCUUUUGCUAUGCAUCUUAUUGUGUUGCACGGUUUGUGUCCAGAUCUUGUGUUUGCAAUGUCGAACGCGU
Molecule: messenger RNA, 738 nt
Organism: Stereum hirsutum FP-91666 SS1
Lineage: Eukaryota; Fungi; Basidiomycota; Agaricomycetes; Russulales; Stereaceae
Exons: 2
Coding region: 25-285 (86 amino acids)
Source: RefSeq, a predicted model, not a curated record